AUGGACAAGUUCCUGAAGAAGAGCCGGCCGCGCGAGGCGGAGGAGCAGCCCGACGCGGACGCCGCCGCCGCCUCCAAGGUUGCGCGCACUUCCGCGGCCUCCGGCUCGGACGCAAAGCCGCUUGCGCCCGAGGUUGCGAGCCUGAUCGAGCACCUGACUGACCCGCAGUGGCGCGAGGCGCUGCGCGGCGAGGUGUGCAAGAGCUACUUUGCGCAGAUCGCGCGUGCCGUUUCGCUGGAGCGCGGCAAGAAGACUGUCUUCCCGCCGGCGCCCGAGGUCUUCUCCGCCUUCAACCUGACGCCGCUGCCCGAGGUGCGCGUGGUGGUCCUCGGGCAGGACCCGUACCACGGCCCUGGCCAGGCGCACGGGCUCGCCUUCAGCGUCGCGCGCGGCGUCGCUGUCCCACCCUCGCUCAAGAACAUCUACAAGGAGCUGCAGGACGACUGUCCCGGCUUCAAGCCGCCGCAGCACGGCCACCUGGCGGGCUGGGCGCGGCAGGGCGUGCUGAUGUUCAACGCGACGCUGACGGUGCGGAGAGGCGAGGCCAACUCGCACGCCAAGCUCGGUUGGCAGGACUUCACCGACGCGGUGAUCCGCGUGCUCGACGCGAGGACGACGCCCACCGUCUUCAUCCUGUGGGGCGGCUUUGCGCAAAAGAAGGGCAAGAUGAUCUCGCGCACGCGGCACAAGGUGAUCGAGGCGGCGCACCCGUCGCCCCUCUCGGUCACAAAGUUCCGCGGCUGCAGGGUCUUCUCCAAGGCCAACGAGUACCUCGAGCAGAAGGGAUUUGCGCCCAUCGACUGGGCGGCGCUGUGA
Emiliania huxleyi CCMP1516 is the source of this 816-nucleotide messenger RNA. Its product is annotated as DNA-deoxyinosine glycosylase. Gene Ontology annotation, molecular function: uracil DNA N-glycosylase activity. Lineage: Eukaryota; Haptophyta; Isochrysidales; Noelaerhabdaceae. The record is from RefSeq and is a predicted model, not a curated record. The transcript has a single exon. The coding region runs from base 1 to 816 and encodes 271 amino acids. Gene Ontology annotation, cellular component: mitochondrion; nucleus. Gene Ontology annotation, biological process: base-excision repair, AP site formation via deaminated base removal; base-excision repair.